AUGUCUGCCUCAACGACUAUCGCCACAUACCUGUUUACUCGACUGAAGCAACUCGGCGUCGGCGCAAUUCAUGGCGUUCCCGGUGACUACAACUUGGAUCUACUGGACUACGUGAAGCCAUCGGGACUCACCUGGGUUGGAAACGCGAAUGAGCUUAACGCGGCUUACGCGGCAGACGGAUAUGCAAGAAUCAAAGGUAUCGGCGCAGUCAUCACGACAUUUGGUGUUGGCGAACUUUCUGCGGUCAACGCUAUCGCCGGUGCCUAUGCAGAACUUUCUCCGGUUGUGCAUAUCGUUGGAACCCCAUCGAGAGCAUCUCAAGAUGCACGGCUGCUCAUCCAUCACACCUUUGCGGAUGGCGAUUAUGGUCGGUUCGCAAAGAUGCAGGAGUAUGUCACGGUGGCACAAACGUCACUAUGGGACUUUCGGACAGCAACUCAGCAGAUUGAUACUGUGUUGCAACAGUGCAUUCUGCACAGCCGCCCUGUUUAUAUCCAGAUCCCCAUGGAUCUUGUGGCUGUUAGCGUACCUGACGUGCAGCUGCAGACGCCUUUGAGCAGCGCAGACUACAAUGCGAGCACGAGUCCGGAAAGCGACGCAGUAUUGCAGAAGAUUCUCCAGAGUAUCUACGAAGCUAAGAGACCAAUCAUUAUUGCCGACGGCGAAUGUAGGCCAUUAGGGAUCGUCAAUGAUGUCCAGGCUCUCAUUGAUACAACUGGGUGGCCAACCUGGACGACAAACUUUGGCAAAGGACUCUACAACGAAACGAGAUCAAACUUCCACGGCAUCUACAAAGGAGACUCUUCGGAGCGACCUGACAAGGAAGUUAUCGAGAGCGCAGACUUAGUCCUCUUCUUUGGACCACACUUGAGUUCGAGCAACACGUAUGGUUUUACCACUUUCUCGAAUCUUAAGUCUUACAUCUUCGUCAAGGGAAACAAGGUGGAAAUUGGCUCUGACGUCUUUCGUGAUGUCUCAGCGUCGUUCGUCACAUCCGAGCUGGUCCACAACAUCAACCUCAAGAAGAUCGCCCAAUAUGAUCCCUAUCCCGUCCUCCACCGAGAUUCCCACUUGCCUUUGGAUGCCCUGGCGGGCGACUCGGGCCGAAUAUACCAGGACAAGCUAUGGCGCUCUGUCGCCAACAUCCUUCGCCCCGGGGACAUUGUACUUGGAGAGACUGGUACAGCAGGCUACGGUGUAAGAGAAAUGCACCUGCCGCCGCAUACAAGACUUUUCACUCCUGCGACCUGGCUCUCCAUUGGCUUUAUGCUACCGGCUGCGCAAGGUGCAGCGCUUGCCCAGCGUGAGAUGAUCGGGGAUUCGAACUAUCAUGGUCUGAAGCAAGGCCAAGCUCGUACGAUACUCUUCAUCGGUGAUGGAAGCUUCCAAAUGACGGCCCAAGAGUUAGCGACUAUUAUACGCCACAAUCUUGAUGUUGUGAUAUUCCUCAUCAACAACGAUGGGUACACCAUUGAGAGAUGUAUUCAUGGGCGUGGGCAGGAGUAUAACGACAUACCUACCUGGCGAUAUCUCCAGGCCCCUUACUUUUUUGGUGGAAGUAAAGAUACCUAUACCGCUGCUUGCAGUACUUGGACAGAAUUGUUUGAGGUUCUGGGUAUUGAACAGCUGAGUUUCGGCAGAGGACUCAAGAUGAUCGAAAUUUUCAUGGGACGUGAAGAUGUACCAAAGGGGCCACUUCUACGGUAUUUAGAAACACAGAGAAAACAGGAGACAUCGCCAUGA
Molecule: messenger RNA, 1743 nt
Organism: Colletotrichum scovillei
Lineage: Eukaryota; Fungi; Ascomycota; Sordariomycetes; Glomerellales; Glomerellaceae
Product: thiamine pyrophosphate enzyme
Exons: 1
Coding region: 1-1743 (580 amino acids)
Molecular function (GO): carboxy-lyase activity; thiamine pyrophosphate binding; magnesium ion binding
Source: RefSeq, a predicted model, not a curated record